Camellia sinensis is the source of this 1203-nucleotide messenger RNA. Lineage: Eukaryota; Viridiplantae; Streptophyta; Magnoliopsida; Ericales; Theaceae. The record is from RefSeq and is a predicted model, not a curated record.
AUGGAAAUAUGGUUCUCUGAAGAAGAAGAGCAAACCUUCCGCCUAAAUUGGGCAGGCUUCAGCACAGGUGAUAGGCGUGUGGAUACUGGUUCAGAUCUUUCUGUAUUUGUAGGAGAUUUGGCUGCAGAUGUUACUGAUGCAGUAUUGCAUGAAACUUUUGCUAGUAGAUAUCCAUCUGUUAAAGGAGCCAAAGUUGUUGUUGAUUCAAAUACUGGCCGUUCAAAAGGUUAUGGUUUUGUUAGGUUUGGCGAUGAAAAUGAGAGGUCAAGGGCCAUCACUGAAAUGAAUGGCAUGUACUGUUCAUCUAGGGCGAUGCGCGUAGGUGUUGCGACCCCUAAGAAGCAAUCAGGGUAUCAACAAUAUUCAUCACAAGCUCUGGUAUUGACUGGUUCAUAUCCUUCAAAUGGUGCUAUGCCCCAGAAUGCCCAGUCUGAUGGUGAUUCAUCGAAUACAACAAUAUUUGUGGGAGGGCUUGACUCUGAUGUCACUGAUGAAGAUCUCAGGCAGUCCUUUUCUCAGUAUGGCGAGGUUGUCUCUGUAAAAAUACCUGCUGGAAAGGGAUGUGGCUUUGUACAAUUGGCUAACAGAAGCAACGCUGAGGAUGCAAUGCAGGGGCUGAAUGGGGCAGUUAUUGGCAAGCAGACGGUUCGCCUUUCUUGGGGUCGAAGUCCAGGGAAUAGGCAGUUAUUGACAAGCUCCACAUUAUCAGAAAAAAGGUUGAGAACGGACUCCAAAAAUCAGGUGAACGGAGCUUAUUACGGAAGGCAAGGUUAUGGAGGUUAUGGAUAUGCCGUGCCUCAGAAUCAGGAUCCAAGCAUGUAUGCUGCAUCUGGGACUUACGAGGCUGCUUCAAAUGGAAAUGGCAAUCACCAAUAGCCAGUCAGCUGAAGUUACUUGUUUGUUUAAUUUAAAUCACUGAAAGACAUGAUGAAAACUAGAUGGAUUUGGUUGUUUCUUUGUUGGAUAUUUUAGCCGGAUUUAAUUCGUCCCCAAUAUUUUUAUUAAAUAGAAUUUAUUUGUACUAAAUUUUGGAAUUAGAUAAGAGUUGCAUACAUUAUUGUGGAGCAAACAAUUGAAAAGCGUCCUUGUUUGGGUGAGAUGCUUUCAGUUCCGAAAUGCCAUGAGGUGAUCUUAGAUCGGACAGUGAGCCCAUGUUGCGCUGUAACAUAUGCAUAUUUGUUUGAAAUUCGACUUAUUUGAUCA